CAUCCAAACAAGAUGUAAAUUGCUGGAGUGAUUUAUGUUGAAUCUUCUAGCGACGGAACAUCUAGUUUUUUAAUUAUUCUAUUCUCUUUUGUUGAUUGCUCUAUAUAUAAUAGUAUAAACUGUAUACAUGAAAAUGGAAAAAAGUAAAAAGCUUAUCACUUCUUGAUGAUACAAGUAGGAUAUAAUUUAGAAGAAAAUAAUUAUACAACAAUGCAAAGCUGUAUUAUCAUCGUCCUCAGUAUCUGCAUCACUCUCUUGCUCAAAUCCCUGUAUGAUGUUAUCAUCUAUUUGAAUUCCAAAUUCAAGAAGAAACUCCCUCCGGGACCAUACACUUUUCCAGUGAUUGGCAGUUUAUUAUGGGUCGGAAGGUCCUUCACCGACUUGGAACCCAUGCUCCGCAACCUUAAGGCUAAGUAUGGUCCACUCAUCACUCUCAAUAUUGGGUCUCGUUCCACCAUAUUCGUAGCAAAUCACUCUUUAGCCUAUCAAGCUUUAGUCCAACAAGGCGCUGUUUUCUCUGACCGGCCAAGGCCUGUGCCCACCAGUGCAAUCGCCAAUAGUAACCAGCGCACCAUCAGCGCCUCCCCUUAUGGCCCUUUAUGGCGGCUUCUUCGUCGAAACCUGACUUCAGAAAUACUCCAUCCUUCUCGCGUCGAGUCCUAUUCCAAAGCAAGAUCUUGGGUAUUGGGUAUCCUCCUUCAACAGCUUCGCGGCGCACAAGCUGAUUCUGUGAGGUUAAUUGAUCAUUUUCAGUAUGCCAUGUUCUGUUUGCUUAUUUUGAUGUGUUUUGGGGACAAGCUUGAGGAAUCGCAAAUCAAGAAAGUUGAAAAUAUGCAGCGGAAAUUGCUCCUGGAUUUCCAACGAUUCAAUAUACUCAAUUUCUUACCUAGAGUUAGCAAAAUAAUUUUUUGGAAUCGCUGGAAGGAACUCAUUGAACUACGACAAGAGCAAGAGAAUAUCUUGAUUCCUUUGAUUGAAGCUCGAAGCAGGGCCAAAGAGCAAAAGCUUGAGCAAGGUGAUGAUUAUGUGGUGGCAUAUGUGGAUACUCUGUUGAAUUUGGAGUUACCAGAGGAACAGAGGAACUUCAAUCAAGGAGAAAUCGUAACCCUCUGCAGUGAAUUCCUAACCGCCGGAACUGACACGACGUCCAAUGCCUUACAGUGGAUUAUGGCCAACUUGGUCAAAAAGCCUUCCAUUCAGGAAAAACUAUAUCGAGAAAUUGCCAGUGUAGUGGGAGAAAAACAGAGCAAGUUAACAAAUGAGGGGGUGAAGGAGGAGGAUUUGCAGAAAAUGCCCUACUUGAAAGCAGUGAUAUUGGAAGGUCUUAGGCGGCACCCACCUGGUCACUUUGUGCUUCCACAUACAGUGACGGAGGAAGUAGAACUAAAUGGCUACCUCAUCCCAAAGGAUGCCACCAUCAAUUUCAUGGUCGCAGAGAUGGGUUUAGAUCCAAAGGUGUGGGAGAAUCCCUUGGAAUUUAGGCCAGAGAGGUUCUUAGUGGAAGGGUCAGAUAUAGAAGGGUUUGAUAUAACGGGAAGUAGAGAGAUCAAGAUGAUGCCAUUUGGCGCAGGGAGGAGAAUAUGUCCUGGCCUUGUGUUGGCUAUGCUUCACUUAGAAUACUUUGUGGCUAAUUUGGUUUGGCAUUUUCAAUGGAAGCCUGUGCAAGGAGAUGAUGUUGAUCUCUCAGAGAAGCAAGAAUUCACCGUUGUGAUGAAGGAUCCAUUACGAGCUCUUAUCUGCCCCCGAGUUAACUCUGUUUAAAUUUGAUAAUUUGUUCUUUUUAUUUGCUUUCUCUAUUGAUGAUUUCCCUCCCACAGUUAGAUGUUAAAUGAAGUGUAAUGUCUUGUUUCAAUGUCACUCAGCCUGCUUAAAUGGUUGAUUGAUACUUUAAUAAAAUAGGUUUUUUUCUAAUAAGGUUAAAGCGCCAAAAAUAUCUCUAAACUAUCCGAAAUGGAGCAAAAAUACUCUCCCUUAGUGUUUUGGUUCGAAAACACUCCUUUGUUAAUUUUUUGGCUUAAAAAUGGAAUGACACCAAGCACACUGUGUGGACAAAAAAUACC
Messenger RNA from Capsicum annuum, 2060 nucleotides. Its product is annotated as cytochrome P450 89A2. Gene Ontology annotation, molecular function: heme binding; iron ion binding; oxidoreductase activity, acting on paired donors, with incorporation or reduction of molecular oxygen, NAD(P)H as one donor, and incorporation of one atom of oxygen. Gene Ontology annotation, cellular component: membrane. Lineage: Eukaryota; Viridiplantae; Streptophyta; Magnoliopsida; Solanales; Solanaceae. Bases 166 to 1761 code for a protein of 531 amino acids. The record is from RefSeq and is a predicted model, not a curated record. The transcript has a single exon.